Messenger RNA from Nerophis lumbriciformis (worm pipefish), 1068 nucleotides. Lineage: Eukaryota; Metazoa; Chordata; Actinopteri; Syngnathiformes; Syngnathidae. The record is from RefSeq and is a predicted model, not a curated record.
AUGCUGCUGCUAAUCCUGCUUCAACUCCUGAUCAUUGCAUCCACAAAUGCUCAGAGUAGCACACCAACAGCCACUGCCCUCACCACACCCAAUGUUGCCACUUCAAAUGCAGUAACCACUGCUGGUAUCGCAGCAACUGGCAGCGCUGUAACCACAGCAAACAGUGCUGCAACUACGGCUAACAAUGCCGUGACUGGCAACACAGCAACAGGCAGUGCAGCGACCACAGCUGGCAAGGCAGCAACUGGCAACGCUGCUUCUACUGCUAGCAAUGCUGUGACUGGCAACGCAGCAACAACAGCUAACAAUGUUGCGACUGGCAAUGCUGCUACUACUACUAUCAAUGCGGUGACUGGCAACACAGCAACAGGCAAUGCAGCGACCACAGCUGGCAAUGCAGCAACUGGCAACGCUGCUACUACUUCUAACAAUGCUGUGACUGGCAACACAGCAACAACAGCUAACAAUGCUGUGACUGGUAACACAGCAACAGGCAAUGCAGUGACCACAGCUGGCAAUGCAGCAACUGGCAACGCAGCAACAACAGCUAACAACGCUGCGACUGGCAACACAGCAACAACAGCUAACAAUGCUGUGACUGGCAACGCAGCAACAACAGCUAACAAUGCUGCGACUGGCAACGCAGCAACAACAGCUAACAACGCUGCGACUGGCAACGCAGCAACAACAGCUAACAACGCUGCGACUGGCAACACAGCAACAACAGCUAACAAUGCUGUGACUGGCAACGCAGCAACAACAGCUAACAAUGCUGCGACUGGCAACGCAGCAACAACAGCUAACAAUGCUGCGACUGGCAACGCAGCAACAACAGCUAACAAUGCUGCGACUGGCAACGCAGCAACCGGCAAUGCGGCAACCACAGCUGGCAAUGCAGCAACUACAUCUGCCAACGCAGCGGGCGGCAACACCGGAGGCGUGACAACGGCAGCGAUAACAAGUGUAAACAACGCAACCACAACAAGUGCUGCUGUGGCCUCCACCCACAUAGGCGGCGUGCUUAUAUGCCACCUCGGCGUGGCACUCUUUAAACUGUACACAAUGUAA